Macadamia integrifolia is the source of this 674-nucleotide messenger RNA. RefSeq lists its product as uncharacterized. Gene Ontology annotation, molecular function: ubiquitin protein ligase activity. NCBI's taxonomy places the organism in Eukaryota, Viridiplantae, Streptophyta, Magnoliopsida, Proteales, Proteaceae. The record is from RefSeq and is a predicted model, not a curated record.
CGUUCGCAUACCACGCGGAGAAAUUCCAAUCUUGAACACAUCUCUGUGUUAGAUUCUCCAUCUGCCUUUGAGGCACUACAGUCAGGAGAUGAUAUAUUUGGGGAUAGGCAUUACCGUCAUUUCCGCCAUCGUUCUCCAGGAGGACUUGCAGAGAUUGUGAUGUUUCAAAGUGGCCUGCUGCUUGGAGGAAGAUCAGAUCAACAUGACCAAUAUAGAGAUUGGCGGCUCGAUGUUGAUAAUAUGUCAUACGAGGAGUUACUUGAGCUGGGUGAGAGAAUUGGUCAUGUAAGCAAUGGGUUGAGAGAAGAUGAGAUAUUCCGCUGCCUUAGGAAAAGUAAACACAUGAUUAUGGAUGACUUGCCAUCAUCUCUUCCAACCAAAUUUGAAUGGAAAUGUAGCAUCUGUCAAGAGGAAUACGAAGCAGAUGACGAGGUGGGGAAGCUGGAUUGUGGCCACAGCUUUCACAUAUGUUGCAUUAAGCAGUGGCUUCAGCGUAAGAAUGCUUGUCCAGUCUGCAAGGCUGUUGCAGCAGUUCAAUUGUAAACAGUGGAGGACUGGCUUCUCCUUUUGUUUCAUUGACGUCAAAUGUUUUGGAUCAGCUUUUCUGUCUCAUCUAUUGCUUUGUGUAUAGAUUGAACUCCAAAAUGAGCAAGCAUUAAUUCUUUGGUGUGUAA